UGGGGGGCUUUGUCAGCGCCGACGGCCGCGCUGCCUCUCGGGGCCGGUGAAGGAACAGCGCCGUGCGGCUCCAUCUCCAGCCGAAUGAUGAAGUCCUCUUUACAUUCAGAAGAAGAUGACUUUGUACCAGAGCUUCAGAGAAGCAUCCAUCCCCGAGAGAGGCCGGACUGGGAGGAGACCCUCAGUGCUAUGGCACGUGGUGCAGAUAUCCCGGACAUCACAGGGGAGUUACCGCUCCGGACCUGCGGCAGCACAGCAAGUAUGAAAGUGAAGAAUGUGAAAAAAUACAUCAACCCGGGACUGAUGGGCUGUGAUGCCUUUCACAGGUUAUCCUUUACAAAGGGUCAUUUCCCGAAGAUGGCUGAAUGUGCACAUUUCCAUUAUGAAAACGUGGACUUUGGCAACAUACAGGAAUUAAAGAACCUUCAGUCAAAGCCAGAUGACUUGCUCUGGGAUGUAUUUUUAAGGUGUGAGACCUCCUGCAGCCACCUGAAAUUUGUUCUUCUCAAAUAUUUUGUUUCCCAUAAGGAGCUUUUAUGGGGAGCUUGCUUAGAUCCACAUCCAUCUGCUCAGAGUCCCAUUGGGUGCUCUUCUGGGUGACUGACUGGAGAUUGAUUUGUGGGUUGCAGUCAGUGCUAACACCUCUCACUGCACAGUGAGCCUUUGGCAUUGCUGCACUCAGAAUUAUGUCAGUAAUAAUUCAGAGGAAAUAGUGUUUCUUAUUAGAUACCAGCAAACCUGGCAUUAUAGCAACUUGGAAAUAAAAAUAAAUAGUGCUGCAUGCUUUAUGUACCUUCAAGAUCCAUGAACCUGCCUGAAAGUUAAUCCUGGUCUAUUGGAAGAAUGAUGAAGCUUAUAAAUAUGGUUAUAAAACAAAUUGCCUUCUAGAAAACUUCACUUCUUGUGUAGGUGAUCUGAUCUGGUAUUGCCAAUCUGUGUUUGGCUACCAAUGAAAUGAGUUACCUUGAAAUCCAGGGCAGCUGUGUAAGUGCUUUUCAUGGUGCUUGAGUGUUUAUUGCAAAUGGGACAUGUUGAAACAUUUGGUCUUUAAAGUGAUUUUGGACCAAGUUCCCAUUCACUCCCUUGAAGUAGUUGAGAAAAAAGAAACAGAAAGAGCUUGUGUUACCUUAACUGUGAGUCCAGGAUUUUACUUUUAAAAGCUGGUUAAAUUAUUUAGGAAUUGUCUGUAGGGAGUCCUGCAGUAAUUACAGGCAUAGCAGUGUUGGGUCAAGCAGGGAAGCUAUUGGGAGAUGGAGCCUUGUGUUGAAAAGGGUUUGCAUGGAAGAAUGGAGUGAGUGGUACCAGGUCAUGGUGCUGCCUGCUGGGGUGGGGGAAACUCGUGGUUAUUUAGUGUAAGACUUGAGAAGCAUCAGAUUGAGAGUCUCCUUCCAUUAGAGUCUUCUCUUGUGGCUCAAGGUUUGUUUCAGUGUCUUAAUGUUUAUUUUCCAGCUCAAUAAGACUUAAAUAGGGGUUGGAAACUCCUAUUGAAGUAGGGAGCUCUUAGCCUGGUGCAGGCAUUUUGAAUUAUUAACACAUUUCAGCAGUAACACUAGAGCUGUGAUGUGCACUUUGGAUACACCCCAAGCUCUGCUGCUUUAUUUCCCUCCUUGCAUAGCUCUGCAGUUCUUCAAACUCUGGUAAGCCUCCCUUUAUCCAUCAUUUUCUGGCUACUUUAAACUCAGUGGAGCUUAAACUAAGCAGAAGAUCUUUUUAGAGCUGGGAAUUUUGUCAACUUGAUUUCUUCUUCCUUAGAGAAAGGGAAGGUUGCAUAAGUGAGUUAAAUAGAAACCUCUUAAGAGUAAACCUGAAAUUAAAAGCAAGUCUCAUAUUGUUCCAUUCUUUUUUAACAAGAUGAAGCUACAUCCCUCUCCUACCUUAUGGUGCUUCGUCCUCCAUUGCCUGCUGUGCUGCUGGGAGCUCUCAAUGAGAAGUGAGAUAUUUUUAAGAUUAAUUACCCUUAAUUACUAUUCAGGCCCAGAGAGACCAAGAAAUGAUAGUAGCUUGUAAUUGCAGCUGAUUUUUUGAAGGCUGCUAAUUAGGAAUUUACCUAAUUACAUCCCAAACUUUGCCACCUUUGGUUGUGAUCUCAUCAAAAGUCAGGUCAAGCAGUGCUGGGCUGAAACAGUGCUUGAACUGUUAAGUUCUUGCUUUGGCUCUGACCUCAGUGAUUUCAGUAAGUGCUUUUUGUGAGGCUGUUUUUCAGGGUCAGCCUGUGUACCAUUUUUGUGUGAUGUACCUCCUGUCUGCUUUGGCUUGGGUGCAGUGUCAGAUACAGAUGAAACAAUUACUGACAUUUGAAUUGUGUUAAAAUAGGUGUUCCUUUUCUUGCUUUCUCUCUGCCCUUUCUCCUGAGUUUGUUGUGUACUUAAAUAUUCUCAAUCCAUCUGUCAUCUCUUUGGUUGCUUAGGAAUAGCUGAGAAGUGAAGCUCUGAGCUUGACUAUAACAGGAAUUACAGUGGUGCUGUCAGAGGUUGUUAAACUUCUUUAAUUGAAUGAAAACCUUCAGUGAGGUCAUUUUCUCUGUCAGUUUGUGUAGGGUGUUUUGAUUCAAAAGCAAGCAAAUGCAAAUAGAUAGGCUUCCCAUAUCUACCUAAAGUCAUAAAGGUGAAGAAUUUGUGCUUUUCAUCAGCUCUCCUUCAGGCAGCCCAGGAAGUAAUGUUUCCAUUUUCUGUUAUGGUUUCAAGCCGGGCAGAGAGGGAAGAUUUCCAUUUGUAACAAGGAAUUGUUACAGUUGUAAUUCUGUGUAUCAAAUGGACUGGUUUAUUUUCCCUUUCAGAAUCCUUUAGGUGUGGACAAUGUACUGCACUUUCUGCUUAGAUUAAGUGUGUUUAAGUCAGUGUUUCCAGACUGAGCUUUAUGUAAAACCGGGGGAUGUAAGCACAGUAAAUGCCAAAUGCACUGAGUUUCACACAGCCUCGUUCAUUAAGAUGAGUAGCUGUUGAUCUUUCCCACUUCUGGGGUCAUGGGAGGAAAUAAAGUUAAGCUUCCCCUCGGCUUUUAUCACUUCCUCCUGCCAUCGAAAGGGAGAUUAUUUUCCUUCAUUUGCUGCUCCUUUUGUCAGCAGGAGGAGUUGGGAUUCGGCCAGAUAAUAAAGGAUGUUUUUCCUGGGGAAGGAGUUCUCAGAUGUGGUUGUAGUAACACCAAUUUCCCCCUCCCCACUGCUUUUCUGUCUCAAGCCUGGUCCUGCAGGUUGUGGCUCGGAAAGAUGUGGUUUGUUUGCAUGUGAUGUGCAAAACCUGUUGGCUUCUGCCUGCAGUCUGUUUCUGACGCUUUUAGUGCAGUUCUGAUGGUGGCUUAUUCCCCACUGAACCCUGCUAUGUUUAUUCAUCUUCUUGCAUAAGGCUUUUAAUGGCCAGGACUGCAGUGGGAGAAUGUGCUUGUGCAAAUGGGGCUUCCUUAUUCUUUGAUUGCUGCUGCUGUAUGGAUGUGAAAUAAGGGAUAUUACACAGCACAGCUCCUGAUUUGGUCUCUGUGUUAUAAACAGUGAGAUUGCCUCUGUUUGGAUGGCUUGGAGGUGAGAAAUCACAGGAUAAACCUAUCUGUGCUCUGAGCAAGGUGAAGGAAACUUUAGGAGCUGUGAUGGUGAGGAAGGAUUGAUGAUGAGAUGAAGUAAACUGAGCUCUGAAGGCACAGUGCUCUCCCUCCCAUCACAGUGGUGGUUUGGGGACUGUUCUUUGUGGUUCUUCCUCUUCCCCUGGAACUCCCGAGGACAUUUCAAGUGUAUGAGGUGUUCUUUCUGGUGUCUUUGGUUCUUAUCAAUGGUGGAAAAUGUUAAUAUUGAUUCAGUGAGGGAGGAAACAGAAAAAGCGAGUGAGCAGGAGCCUAAUAGCCUGCAGUGAGAGGGCUGUAUCAAUUCUCAGCUCACUCAGAGGAAUAACGUGCUUGUUUCCAGCAAAUGGAGAAGGGGACUGAGUAAAACUGUCACUGACCUCCCACAGAACUUAAUGGACUCUGGAGCUCAGAGCAGGAGGGGCAGUCGUAACUAACUGUGAUUUUAAUGGACUUUCC
Messenger RNA from Coturnix japonica (Japanese quail), 4008 nucleotides. Lineage: Eukaryota; Metazoa; Chordata; Aves; Galliformes; Phasianidae. The record is from RefSeq and is a predicted model, not a curated record.